Molecule: messenger RNA, 3960 nt
Organism: Liolophura sinensis
Lineage: Eukaryota; Metazoa; Mollusca; Polyplacophora; Chitonida; Chitonidae
Product: deleted in malignant brain tumors 1 protein-like
Exons: 25
Coding region: 7-3960 (1317 amino acids)
Biological process (GO): proteolysis
Cellular component (GO): membrane
Molecular function (GO): serine-type endopeptidase activity; protein binding
Source: RefSeq, a predicted model, not a curated record
AAAUUAAUGUCCGGAGUUAUCGGGAUCACCAUUGUGUUCACAACGAACAAAAUGCCCGGAAUGAUGGGAUGCCGAAGUCUGUGCGGAGUUGUGGGUGUGCUGAAGCUGUUUUCCUUAUUAUCUCUCAUACCAGUCGGGCAAACUGCACAGACAUAUUCUGUGAGACUUGUCAACGGUCAGGAAACAAACUCUAGCCUUUCCGGACGUUUGGAAGUCUUUUACAACGGUGUGUGGGGCACAGUGUGUGAUGACUCUGUCAACUACCGUACAGGAAAUACUCUUUGUCGCAUCCUUGGAUUUAGCGUCGGGUAUCAUGUGCCGAGAGCCGGGUUUGGAGCAGGGACCGGGACGAUCUGGCUGGACGAAGUGGUGUGUUCAGGGAAUGAGACGAGUAUAUCCCAGUGUUCUCACCGACCUUGGGGGGUUAAUGACUGUAGACACAGCGAGGACCUCGGUUUAGUCUGCUCAAACCUCACAUCACAGACAUAUUCCCUGAGACUUGUCAACGGUCAAGAAACAAACUCUAGCCUUUCCGGACGUUUGGAAGUCUUUUUCAACGGUGUGUGGGGCACAGUGUGUGAUGACUCUGUCAACAACCGUACAGGAAAUACUCUUUGUCGCAUCCUUGGAUUUAGCGUCGGGUAUUAUGUGCCGAGAGCCAGGUUUGGUUCUGGGACCGGGACGAUCUGGCUGGACGACGUGGUGUGUUCAGGGAAUGAGACGAGUAUAUCCCAGUGUUCUCACCGACCUUGGGGGAUUAAUAACUGUGGACACAGCGAGGACCUCGGUUUAGUCUGCUCAAACCUCACAUCACGAACUCCGUUACGGCUUGUUAAUGGAACUCGGCGUGCCAACAGUCUGAGUGGCAGACUGGAAGUCUUCCAUGACAACAACUGGGGUACAGUUUGUGACGACAGUUUUUCGGCAAGAGAAGCAAGAGUCGUUUGUAGUAUUUUAGGAUACAGUCAAGGUGUGGAAUUGACGAGUGCAUAUUUUGGACAAGGGAAUGGAACUAUUUGGCUGGACGACGUUCGCUGCCUAGGCUACGAGAGUGAUAUAUCGCUGUGCUUCAACAGAGGAUGGGGGCGCCACAAUUGCAAUCACAGGGAUGACGUGGGAGUGGUCUGUUUUAACACUACGGCUGUAGACAGACUAACAACCAGACUCGUUGGAGGUCGUCGUGGCUCCAGCUACCUAACAGGGCGCCUAGAAAUGCUCGCUGCAGGCACCUGGGGAACAGUGUGCGAUGACGGGUUUGGUUCAGCCAGUGCUAGUGUAAUCUGUCGCAGUCUUGGCUACAGAAAUGGCAAAGGCGUCUUUCGUGGUGUUUACGGAAGAGGAACUGGACCAAUAUGGUUGGAUAAUCUGCGGUGUCUCGGAAUGAAACCAACAUCUCUCAGUGUAUUCAUGGGAACUGGAGAAGAAGCACGUGUAACCAUGGAGAAGACAUGGGCUUAUUCUGCUAUAACACAUCACUAUCAGCUUUGUUCACCUAAUACACCUUUUUCCUUUCUACGUUUUCUAGGAACUCCGUUACGGCUUGUUAAUGGAACUCGGCGUGCCAACAGUCUGAGUGGCAGACUGGAAGUCUUCAAUGACAACAACUGGGGCACAGUUUGUGACGACAGUUUUUCGGCAAGAGAAGCAAGAGUCGUUUGUAGCAUUUUAGGAUACAGUCAAGGUGUGGAAUUGACGAGUGCCUAUUUUGGACAAGGAAAUGGAACUAUUUGGCUGGACGACGUUCGCUGCCUAGGCAACGAGACUGAUAUAUUGCAGUGCUUCAACAGUGGAUGGGGGCGCCACAAUUGCAAUCACAGGGAUGACGUGGGAGUGGUCUGUUUUAACACUACGGCUGUAGACAGACUAACAACCAGACUCGUUGGAGGUCGUCGUGGCUCUAGCUACCUAACAGGGCGCCUAGAAUUGCUCGCUGCAGGCGCCUGGGGAACAGUGUGCGAUGACGGGUUUGGCUCAGCCAGUGCUAGUGUAAUCUGUCGCAGUCUUGGCUACAGAAACGGUAAAGGCGUCUUUCGUGGUGUUUACGGAAGAGGAACUGGACCAAUAUGGUUGGAUAAUCUGCGGUGUCUGGAGAAUGAAACCAACAUCUCUCAGUGUAUUCAUGGGAACUGGAGAAGAAGCACGUGUAACCAUGGAGAAGACAUGGGCUUAUUCUGCUAUAACACAUCACUAUCAGGAACUCCGUUACGGCUUGUUAAUGGAACUCGGCGUGCCAACAGUCUGAGUGGCAGACUGGAAGUCUUCAAUGACAACAACUGGGGCACAGUUUGUGACGACAGUUUUUCGGCAAGAGAAGCAAGAGUCGUUUGUAGUAUUUUAGGAUACAGUCAAGGUGUGGAAUUGACGAGUGCCUAUUUUGGACAAGGAAAUGGAACUAUUUGGCUGGACGACGUUCGCUGCCUAGGCAACGAGACUGAUAUAUUGCAGUGCUACAACAGUGGAUGGGGGCGCCACAAUUGCAAUCACAGGGAAGACGUGGGAGUGGCCUGUUUUAACACUACGGCUGUCGACAGACUAACAACCAGACUCGUUGGAGGUCGUCGUGGCUCUAGCUACCUAACAGGGCGCCUAGAAUUGCUCGCUGCAGGCAUUUGGGGAACAGUGUGCGAUGACGGGAUUGGUUCAGCCAGUGCUAGGGUAAUCUGUCGCAGUCUUGGCUACAGAAACGGCAAAGGCGUCUUUCGUGGUGUUUACGGAAGAGGAAGUGGACCAAUAUGGUUGGAUAAUCUGCGGUGUCUGGGGAAUGAAACCAACAUCUCUCAGUGUAUUCAUGGGAACUGGAGAAGAAGCACGUGUAACCAUGGAGAAGACAUGGGCUUAUUCUGCUAUAACACAUCACUAUCGGAGCAGGUGUCUACCAGACUUGUCGCUGGGCUUCGUGGAGACGGCUGGCAGACCGGCAGGCUCGAAAUUUCCUUUGCCGGUGAGUGGGGCACAGUAUGCAGCAACCAGUUCAACAAUGUCUCAGCAACAGUGGCCUGUAGGACUCUGGGAUACAGAUAUGGCAACUACCUACCUUACUAUUACCCUAAUUUUGGGACUGGAAGGAUCUGGCUUGGAGGAGCCGUGUGUAGAGGCAAUGAGGCGGACAUUGCUCAGUGCGAACAUGACGGAUUGGGUAACCACUUCUGUGGCCAUUCAUCGGACGUCGGUAUCAUCUGUUCAAACAACAAAACAGUCUCAAACCCCUGUCUCGUGGCGGGCUAUAAACCUUGUGGGGCAGCCUCAAACGGAUGCUUCAAAUCCACUGGUCGUUGUGACGGACGUUCCAAUUGCAGAAACCGAUUUGACGAGUUGUCAUGCGCGGUGACGACAACCAGACCGCCCACAACAACCAGGAGACCAAUAACAACAACUACGACUCCAUUAUCUUCGUCAGUUUGUAAGCCCACGCAGUUCCGUUGUGACGAUGGUCGUUGUCUGCCUAUAACAUACCGUUGUGACGGAACAAUAGCAUGUCGUGGAGGGGAGGACGAGCGAGGCUGCGUGGAAAUGUCUGGAAGACGUGUGACGGUGAACACAAAUGGAGAGCUGUGGACUGUUUGUAGUGGACCUUCCAUGUCCGACAACCGGAAAUUAGCAGAAAGUAUGUGUGUGUAUAUGGGACACUCCGGACUGACGAAUGUGUCGGUUGAAAGAACACAAAACCUACCUCUGGGAAUGGUGUUCUAUCCAACGCCUAGCUUUGCUGGUUACCUCGGAGAGUUUCGUCCAUACGUAUCUAUAUUUUGCGCCCCACUUAACAUCCAGUGCUCUAGACAAGUGGCAGACUGCGGUCUACCGUCCGUACCUUUGGUCAAUAAUUACAUCCAGUUUGGCACUAACGCUCUGCCCGGACAAUGGCCGUGGCAAAUCCAUUUGAAAGGUUCGGGAAGCUACGUCUGCGGAGGUAUUCUACUGAACAACCGAUGGGUGGCAACUGCUACACAUUGCGUUAAGUAA